Molecule: messenger RNA, 1887 nt
Organism: Populus trichocarpa (black cottonwood)
Lineage: Eukaryota; Viridiplantae; Streptophyta; Magnoliopsida; Malpighiales; Salicaceae
Exons: 4
Coding region: 391-1461 (356 amino acids)
Source: RefSeq, a predicted model, not a curated record
AAAUAUUAACAAGAAAAAAAAAAAAACAAAGAAAAUGCAGACGCGCACACGUAUUGUACUGGGAGGGAGUGAGAAGGACACUCUCUUCCGUAUAUGACGCUUGAAAUGAAGAUUUGGCAUUUAGGAAAAACAAAUCACAAAUAACUACUGUUAUUAGAUCGUCUUCACGAUCCUCUUCUGCUCCUCAUACCUUACCUCUGCUAACUACUACCAGGUGCUCCUUUUCUUUUCUUGCGUUGCAGUUUAGUGUACAUACGAAGCCCACAGUGAGAGAGGGAGAGAGGGAGACAACCCACGAUCUGUGCAUAUCCUUUUUUUUGUGUGUGUGGGUUUGACAGCCCCACAAGAAAGAGAUUAUUGAGUUAUUAAGGGCUAAAGCUAAAAUCAAUCAUGCCAUCCGGUGCUAAGAAGAGGAAAGCAGCCAAGAAAAGGAGGGAACAGGAGGCCAACAACAACAACAACUCUUCAAUCAGUACCAACAAUCCUCAAGGAAAUGAUGACCCAAAAAGCCAUGAUGAAAGAGAGAGUGAUGGUGGUGAGGUUGGUACCCCUGUAUCACAGGACCAACACAACCACCAGCAUCCAUUUAAUGAGGGGAAUGGAGAAUCUGAGAAGGGAGGCCCGUUGCCUUCUGACUCAUUAGCCGACCAGAACAAGCCCAUGGAGGUAGUCACUGGGGAUGCAGAAGGAAGCCUAAAAGUUGAAUCAGAGGACAACAUUGCUGUAAAUAUUGAGAGAGAAGUGAACUCUAAGCAAAAUGUGGAGAGUAAAAAUGUUUUUAUCGAGCAUGUUGAUUCUUCUAAGGAAUCUCAUGAUGAAGAUGACAGGAGUUCUAGCAGUAGUAGUUUCAGCAAUGAGUCUCAAGCUUUCGAGAAGAAAUCGAAGGAAGCCAAUGAUGAAGAAAAGGAAAAUGGUUCUUUUUCUGAAGAGGUGAAGCAGAUCCCCGAAAAUGAGAAACCAGUCAAGGAAGCUGAUAGUAAUUCAGUUUUGGAAACUGCUUCUGCUGAUUUGGUUAAUCCUGCGGUGCCUAUAUCUGAGACAGCAAAAGUUGUUAUUGAGAUUGCUCAAGUUGAAAAUCCAGAGGUUCUGGAAGUGGUUGAAUCUGGUUUUGAGGAUGAUGAGGACAAAUUGUUGCCUGUAUCCAAUGAGAUUGCUGAAGUUUCACCAGCUAUUGUAGUGCCAAAGAAAAAUGAAGAUAAAGUUUUUCCUAUUUCAGAUGAGAAUGUUAGGGCAUCUGCAAAUGUGGUUGCUUCUUCUGCAUAUGGAAAUGUAGGGAAAACAUUGGUAUCAUCAGUCAGUCAUUCUGCUGAAACUGGUAAUGGUGAAGAAAAAACCAAAUACACUGAUGCUCGUCAAAGUACUGAAAAUAAGCCUCUUCUUGCUUGUGGUCCACGAGUAGCAGAAAGAACAUUGUGGAUGAGUUGCUGUGGUAUAUUUGAUGUUCUUACAGGCUCCAAAUAGAUAAUUUCAGAAGUUAGCACGAGGAAGCUGUCGUGGACUGGGAAUCUGAGAAGGAUCUGGUUUGUACAAGUUUGAGAUACGAGAGUUAGAAUCUCUUAGAAAAUUUCCGAAACAAUAAAUGGCAGAAAACCUAAAUAGAUAAAACAACUAUAUGAACUUGGCAAUUAUUGAGUUUCAUCAAUGGUGCCUAGCUUAGUUCGACCAAGCCUAAGCCUGAUUUCCUUGUUGAUUUUUUAUGGUGUUAGUAGAGACCGCAAGUUGUAUGUGUUUUUUUCCUUCCAUUUUUGAUUAGCAUGGGCAGAUUGGUGUUUUCUCCUCCCCCUUUCUUCUCCUAUUAUUGCUACCAGCUGAAUUGUGAUUGAUGUAGUAAUUUUCCUUUUCUUUUUGUAAUUUAGUAAUUUUACCUUCUAUUAGGUUCUGCUUCAA